AUGAAGGUCUUUGCCAAGCCCCUGCUUCUGGCAGCGCUCUUCCCCAUGGCCCUUGCCAGUCCCGUAUCUAAGAAAAGCGCAGGCGCAAAGAACUUACUAGUAUUUGGCGACUCUUAUUCAACGGUUGGCUUCUGGCCAGGCAGUGAACUCCCAUCAGCCUCGAAUCCCAUCGGAAACCCACAGCUACCGGGCCAGACAACCGCAGGUGGUAUUAACUGGGUUGGCCAUGUUACUUCCACUCUCAACACUUCACAGGUCUUGACAUACGACUUCGCCUACAGUGGAGCGACGAUUGACAAGAAGAUUGUGAAUUCAUGGGCGCAGUACUCCAUGUCCGACCAGGUGGCCUUGUACAAACAAUACGUCGCGCCUAAAAUAAGCGACGCGGAUACUUUGGUCGCUUUUUGGAUUGGCAUUAACGAUGUAGGCGAGUCGUUCUGGAGUAAGACUAAUGCGCCUGUCACCAAAUGCGUCGAUCGAUACUUUGAGCUUUUGAAAGAGCUCGUUGAUGAAGGUUAUAAGAAGUUUGUGUUGUUGAGCAUUCCCGCCUACGCCGACCAAUUCCCCAAGAUGAUAGGUCAACCUGAAGUCGAUCUGGCUCGCCUUAGGUCUGAUAUCACAUCCUACAACAAGGCCGUCAAGUCGAGAGCAGCCGCCUUUACUUCGUCCCAUCCAGAUGUCAAGGUCGAAAUAUUCGACACUAAGCCAUCUUUUGAUAAAGUCAUUGGUAACUACGCCGCGUACGGAGCUAAGGAUGCUACUUGUUUUGGAUCGAGUAACUGUCUUUGGGCUGAUGAUUACCAUGCGAGCGGCGCCAUUCAUAAGUUGCUGGCUCAGAACCUUGUCAAAGCUGUGAACGGCAUCUUUACUUUCUAG
Molecule: messenger RNA, 876 nt
Organism: Fusarium coffeatum
Lineage: Eukaryota; Fungi; Ascomycota; Sordariomycetes; Hypocreales; Nectriaceae
Exons: 3
Coding region: 1-876 (291 amino acids)
Molecular function (GO): hydrolase activity, acting on ester bonds
Source: RefSeq, a predicted model, not a curated record